Molecule: messenger RNA, 1247 nt
Organism: Stylophora pistillata
Lineage: Eukaryota; Metazoa; Cnidaria; Anthozoa; Scleractinia; Pocilloporidae
Product: SRR1-like protein
Cellular component (GO): nucleus; cytoplasm
Source: RefSeq, a predicted model, not a curated record
AUGGCGGACAACGAUGGAUUUCAAGUGGUAAAGAAAAGUAAAGGUCGCAAACACAGGAAUGACAAAGAUAAAAACGGAUCUUUAGCGAAAUAUCGGGACAUCUCGAGCUCCUAUGAUUCAGAAAAGUGCGAUAUAAAUGAGUUAAAGACGAAAAUCGAGAAAUGCAGGGAAGAAAUUUCCGGGAGUGAAUUUCUUUCAAAUGUUCAAGAACUGCUUUGUGAUGGCCACUCUGUGAAGAAUAUCUGUUGUCCAGCUGAAUCUGCUGUUAAACCAGAUACUAAGGCCAUCCCAGAGGAACCUGUUACUGAUAUUGUUUGUUAUGGAAUUGGAAAACUGUCUUCAUGUCCUGUAGCUAGAUACCAGUUUGCCUUUUUGCUGUUAUUGAGAGAGUUGCUAAAGAUUAGUGGACUGUGUUUCAUCUAUGAACCUCAUUUUUCACAAGAUGAUAAAGUAGUUGUGGAAGAGUUUGGAUGUUCUCUUAUUGAUCACAAUGAGACUGUUUUUGGUUUAUUUUGUUACUAUGAAGGAAAGAGAAGGGUGGAAGACUUAACAUUAUUUUUCAUGCUUCAUUGUGGUAAACCCCUUUACAACAAUGUUCUUUGGGCCAACUGGGGUCUAGGGCUAUCCAAUGUUAUCAUUCUUGGGAAUAGAUUUACAAGCUAUCAGGAAAGAAUACCCUCUAGAAAGCUAAGAGAAGAAGCAUUAUAUAUUUACAAUAUUCUGCCAUUUACAAGGGAGACACCAAUACCUAACACUUUUCAUCAUAGUGAUAUCUUCAAUGACUCUGGGAUCCACUGGUUUUCGAGGGAAGUGCUGGCAACAGUACCAGAUAUGUUAUGGAAGGAUUGUGCUGAACCAGUGUACUCUGAAGAUGACGAUGAAAUUGUGACAUCUCACUAGACAUUCCGGUUUUAAAGCUAUUCCCUGGGUUUUAAAAAUUUUGCCCAAAUUUGCUCUUAUACUUAAAAUAAUUCCCCCCCACCACGACUUCCCGCCCAAUGAAACAAACAACAUUUUCGCGAGGCCUUAAGUUACCUUAACUAGAACUUUAAAACAAAUUUAUGUUGUCGUGCCGUGAUAAUUAAUAAUAAUAAUGAUAAUAUACAGUAUUUAUAGAGUGCUAAUUCCUAAUGGUCCAAUUGGUUUUCACAAGAUUUUUCACCACAUUAUAUAUUUUUUUCCGCGUCAUCAUCAAAUGUAAAUGACUUUACAUAUGUUCAGUGAAAAAUAAAGCAAAGUUAAGCGGA